Fulvia fulva is the source of this 1479-nucleotide messenger RNA. Its product is annotated as putative translation initiation factor eIF-2B subunit delta. The record is from RefSeq and is a predicted model, not a curated record. Lineage: Eukaryota; Fungi; Ascomycota; Dothideomycetes; Mycosphaerellales; Mycosphaerellaceae. The transcript has a single exon. The coding region runs from base 1 to 1479 and encodes 492 amino acids.
AUGUCUGAGCAACAGAAGCCAGAUGCACCAGCAGCGCAGGAGCAGAAGCUCCCUCCAGCCGAGCUGAAGAAAAGAGCCAAAGCAGAGAAGCAGGCCAGAAGAGCAGCGCAGAAGGAACAGACCGCUGCGCCUACAGGUGGUCCGCCAGCAGAAGCUGCCGCAGCGAACGUAGAGACGAAGCCUACCAAACAAGGUGGAAAUGCCGGACCUGCGCAACAAAAGCCCAAGGGCGAAAAGCAACAGCAGCCAACAGGAGCACAAAAGCAGGGCGAGCAGAACAAGGGCCCAGGCGGCGCGCAGCAGGCUUCAUUGCCAGUGAGGAAUCGCAGAGGAUCGCAGAGCCAGCCAGCGCCGAAAGAGCCAGUGAAGAGGCAGGAGAACAAGCAGGUCGAGCUGUUCAGUCACCUGUACAACCAGCCACGCCGACAUACCCUCGAAGGAGUCUCGAAAGACGUCCAUCCUGCGGUGCUGGCGCUCGGCUUCCAGAUGAGCAGCUAUGAGAUCUGCGGCAGUAGCGCGAGAUGUGUCGCUAUGCUCCUUGCAUUCAAGGAAGCCAUCCAAGAAUACACAACCCCAGCGGGCACAUCUCUUGCUCGACACUUGACGAGUCACUAUCUCUCCCCACAAAUCGACUUUCUAAAGUCAUGUCGGCCGAUCUCCGAGUCUAUGGGUAAUGCUAUCCGAUGGCUAAAGAAGCUGAUAGUCGAAGUCGACCCGGAUAUGCCAGAACAUGAAGCGAAGGAUGACCUCUGCGACAACAUUGAUCGCUUCAUCAUGGAGCGCAUCACAGCCACGGAUCAGGCCAUCGCUAGCUCGGCGAGCCAACUGAUCAAACAUGGCUCGGUUGUACUUACGUAUGCAAAGAGCUCCAUCGUCGAGAAGACCAUCUUGCAGGCACAUGCCGCAGGCACGAAGUUUCGGCUCAUAGUGGUUGACUCGCGACCGCUUUUCGAGGGCAAGAACCUUGCCACUUCACUCAUGAACGCUGGACUGCAAGUCGAGUACUACGCUUAUGCCGGUCUUGCCAGAGCAGUAUCCGAUGCGACCCUGGUGCUCCUCGGUGCCCAUUCGAUGCUGUCCAACGGCCGUCUCCAAUCACGAAUCGGCACAGCCUCGCUUGCAGCAGCUGCACACCGAGUCGACAUCCCAGUCAUCGUGUGCUGUGAAUCAGUCAAGUUCAGUGGCAAGGUAGCACUGGACAGCAUCGUCAUCAACGAGGUAGCACCGGCGGAAGAGCUUCUCCUGCCCGCGAAGCCACAACUAUCGAUCCCUACAUCGAAGGACUCCAGGAGUGACGAAGGCGAGGAAACGAAAUUGAAGAACUUGCAUGAUUGGAAGGAUAUUCAGAACCUGCAGAUUCUGAAUUUGAUGUAUGAUAUUACGCCGGCUGAGUAUAUUCGGAUGGUGAUUUGCGAGUAUGGCAGUGUGCCGCCGAGCUCGGUGCCUGUAGUGCACAGGCUGGCGAAUGAGGGUAUUUAA